UUUCCUUCCAGAGGGUUAAUCCAUUUGCAUGACAAUGGCGUGGUUCACGCAGACCUCAAGCCACCUAACAUCAUGUGGAGUGCGCAGGUGUCUGGCUUCAAGCUCAUCGACUUUGGUGUGAGUUUCACAACGAAAGAGAAAUUCACGCAUGCUGUUCAAAGUAAAGGGUACCAAGCACCGGAGAGCAUCUACUGGAAUAAAAAGAGAACAGAGAUCAGCAGUUCUGACACACCGGCUGUGGUCAGGCCAGGAAUUCCAUCGGAUGUCUGGAGUGCAGGAUGCAUCGUUGCAGAGGCUAUUGUUGGCUGCCAGUUGUUCCCUAGUUUUUGUGAGACUAAUGUCAAUAAGGCAGUGAAAGCGGCACUUGCCAGCAGUGCAGCCAACUAUUCACCGCAGUUCUUGGAUGGAGCAUAUGACUUUAUAACUAGAUGUUUACAAAUCUCGCCGGAGGACCGUGCCAGCCCACGAGAGCUCUUGAGUAGCCCCUGGCUAGCCCAGGCCUACCGUCCUACUUUCCAUGAUUUGUCACUACUUCGGACCACUGUGUUGCGUGUUCUCAAUGUGUCCGAUGCCCACCAGCUGGAGGGCAUUCCUGAAGGUAAAGUUGUGGAGAAUUAUUUCUUGCAGUUGUGCAAGAAGCAUGGUGAUGUCAUCGACUACCACCUGGAAGUGUCACUUGGGGCUUUCUUUGUGCAGUAUCACCAGGCUUCAGAUGCAGAGGAAGCGUACUAUAUCCUCUCAAAGACAAUCUUCAAUGACAGAACACUAAUUGUAACAUUUUUCGACCUCGACUUGUGGCAACAAAGAGAGUUGUAUUGAGCCCUGGAAGUUCUCAAAGCGUUCAUAUUUGCCAGGCGUUGAUAUAAAAGGUGAGAGUCAGGUUUUGCGUAUGAGCAUUCAGAUAAGGGCGUAUGGUAGUUAUCUCACUCAUGUAUAGUAUUUAGUCCACGGCAGUUUCCUUGAUGGUAGAGUUAGUAAUAGUUGUUUCAGAAAAUAUUAUUUGUUCCCUCCACCCCACUUCAAAAAAAAUAAACCUGUAGAAGAGAUAGUAGAUAGUAUAUCAGUAAAUAAGUAGAUAAACAUAUAGGAUAUGAAACGACAUCUCUUCCAUUAGAUUUGCUAAUUUAAGAAAGAGAAAUGGGACUGGAGUUAUUCCAACUUCCAAAGAGAAUUGUGCUGUGAAAGUAAUUUAUCUUCCCACACAUAAUGUGUAUUUACAAUAUGAUGUUGAGUGAUUUUAUUUUGAUGCAAAAAAAAAUCAACGAAAGUUUUUUUUUAACUGAUCGUUUGUAGGCAUUUUAUGAACGUACAUUAUUAAUCAUUUUACAACCUUUGUGAAGUGCUCAAAGUUUAUUCUUGUGUUUAGUCUUCAUUUUUUUCAAAGUUUCAGUUUCUCCUAAGCCAUAUAUUUUCCGAUGUUUUUAAGAUCUGUUGGUCAGGCGAUUGUACAAAUUAUAUAUAUUUUUUCUCUCUUUUUUUGUGUAUGUCAGU
This is a messenger RNA of Penaeus vannamei (Pacific white shrimp), 1491 nucleotides long. Lineage: Eukaryota; Metazoa; Arthropoda; Malacostraca; Decapoda; Penaeidae. The record is from RefSeq and is a predicted model, not a curated record.